AUGCCGCGCCGCGCUCCGACCCGCCCCUGUCCGCGCCGCAGGGCCGCGCCCGCCUGCCGUGGGUGCUGGGCGGCUGCGGUGGGGUCCCGGCCCUGGCCCUUCCUCAGGGCGUCCCGGUGGCAUUAGCUCCCGGUGGUGGCGGUGACCGGGUAUUGCAACCCCAAAGGCCGGGACGGUGGCGAGGCCGCUGGUCGGGCCGGGUCGGGGUAAGCGAGGGCCGUGCCAGCGGUGCUGCUCGGCCUGCAGAGGUGCGCCCAGAGUUUAGCUUGGUUUGUGCAAGCACCUGAUGACAACAUGAACAUUUAAUUCAAGUCUGCAACUUAAGAACAAACCUACAUACCUAGGCAUAUCUUUCCUGUCUUCCCUGUGCUACUGAGGCAAACAUCAGCUUGUCCUUGCUUCUGGUUAUCUUGCUUGGAAUCAAAUCAUGGCUGAUGACUCUCAGAGAAACUUUCGCUCAGUAUAUUAUGAAAAAGUCGGGUUUCGUGGAGUUGAAGAAAAGAAGUCACUGGAAAUUCUGUUAAAAGAUGACCGGUUGGAUAUUGAGAAGCUUUGCACAUUUAGUCAAAGGUUUCCUCUCCCAUCCAUGUAUCGUAUACUGGUGUGGAAGGUGCUUUUAGGAAUUAUUCCUCCUCACCAUGAAUCUCACGCUUUGGUGAUGAAGUACCGGAAGGAGCAGUACUGGGAUAUACACCAUGCUCUUCGUGUAAUUCGUUUUAUUAAUGAUUCUACCCCACAGGUAGAUGUUUUCCUUCGCAUACAUCAACUGGAAUCAGGAAAAUUGCCUCGAAACUUGGCUUUUCCAUUGGAACCUGAAGAUGAAGUGUUUCUUGCUAUUGCUAAAGCAAUGGAGGAAAUGGUGGAGGAUCCUAUAGAAUGCUAUUGGCUUGUCAGUUGCUUUGUGAAUCAGCUGAACAGCAAGCACAAAGAUUCAUUACAGCAACUGGUGAAGUCAUUAGCUGUCUACCUAAUCAUGGCAAAAAGCAUAAAGCCAAAAAUUCUGGAGCAGUAUUUGAACAUUGAAGAUAACAGACUCCUGAUGCAUCUAAAAGCAUGUGCUGCAAUGAACAAGCUCCCUUACGAUCUUUGGUUUAAAAAGUGUUUUGCAGGCUGUUUACCUGAGUGCAGUUUACAGAGAGUUUGGGACAAAGUUAUAAGUGGCUCCUGCAAGAUUCUUGUUUUUGUUGCUGUGGAGAUAUUACUAACCUUUAAAAUGAAGAUAAUAGCACUGAAUACUGCAGAAAAGAUCACCCAGUUUUUGGAAAAUAUUCCUCAAGAUAACACUGAUGCUAUUGUCAGCAAAGCUGUUGAUCUGUGGCGCACACACUGUGGGACUCCAGCACACUCAGCCUGAGAACUUUCUUCGCUUGGGGGGAAAAAAAAAGACAUUUGAAAAGGCAUUUUACCAUUCUUCCCCUAUCCUAGUGUGAUGUUAUUCUUUACCUCUUCUAUGUAAAGAUGCUACUAAGGCAGCUAAUAGCAUGGUGAUCAAUAUGUAAAUAUUUUUCAAUAAAUACAGAUGGCGUGAAGAUACCUAGUGGCGGUGUGAUCAUGUCCAGAGCGUUUCCUGGCCAGCCAGCUAUAGUGUUCUGAUUGCACAGUGUGUGCACUGCCUUUUGGGGAAGUAAAUAUGACUCUUGAAGCAAGGCAGGCCCUGGAGCUGCACAGAUGAGAGACAGAGAUCUGCCUUCACAGAAUCACAGAAGGAUUGAGGUUGGAAGGGACCUCUGGAGGUCAUUGGGUGCAACACCCUGCUCAAGCAGGGCCACCUACAGCCAGUUGCCCUGGACCUUGUCCAGACAGCUUUUGAAUGUCUCCAGGGAGGGAAAAAGUCCACUACCUCUCUGAGCAACCUGUGCCAGUGCUUGGUCACCUUCACAGUAAAAAUCUUCGUUUCCACAUGAGCAACAGCAGUUUUACUUAAACAUUUCAAUGUAUGUGGGAUGGAUCCUCAAAUGUUGCUCCACUGUAAUGUCAGCUGAAGUUUGUGUGUAGCUUUUUCAGCUUCAUGUACAAACACAGAACAGGAGUGUUUCUUUAAUGGAGUGUGUUAUUUCUUCUGGGCUAUGCUGAAGGAGAGCAUUUCUCUAGGGAAUAGAUAGUGGUUUAACUCCAUGCUUCCUUCACUGAUCUGGUAAGAGAUGUUUGUGUGUAUCUUAAUGGAUCCAUUUCCAAGCUUUCACUGUGGAUUUAUGAGGGAUACAGUUUAUGCAGAAAACUUACUGAAUUCCCAAAAGACUGAAAGUGUGAAUCUGGCUAACCUACACUCAGGUAACUUUUGGUGAUAUCUGCACAGUUGCACAUAAUGCUUUAGCUCAGAGACCUGCUUGCGAAGAGAACAGAAGAGCAAAAUGUGAGCUUUCACUGUCCCAGCAUGUAACGAUCACCGUGAGGCUGAGGCAAUACAGCCUAGAGCAGAAUCCACCAUUUAGGCAGCCUUAGUCUGUGCCUCCAACGAUUGUGAUCAGCCUGGAGUUUGGCAUAUGUAUGUGGCUAACAUGAACAACACAAAUAGUUGUAGUGGGCAGUCCAAGUUUGGUUAUUUAUCUGCUAUGGACUACUAGUUCCUUAUGGAUGGUUUUGAAGUUGCACAUAGUUGAGCCUCCAAUGCUACGUAAUGUACGAAAGGGCUUACCUUUUUUUUUUGUUUUGCUAUUUGUUUUCUAUAUUACCUCUGUGUCAUUCAGGAGGAGUGUGGUAACAAGUCAUCUGAUGUUCAUUUUUCUUGAGAAGCUUGAAAAUGAGGUAUUUUGUCUUUAUUUACAUUAUUUCUUCCUGACCGGCAGAGCAUGUAACUGUUUGUUGCAUGCCUGUUUGUUCAUACAGAACUAGCUGCUGAGAGUGUUUUUUGGUUUAUUCCCCACCCCUUUCCCCCUUCUUUUUUGCCUGGAAACAAUAGAAACAACACUGAAGCAUUCAUGUUGGAGAGUGAAAGCUCCCCCCUCAAGCCUUCCCCUGCCAAAUAUCUACAUGGGCUUUGCAAACAAGAAAAAUACGCUUAAUUUGGUCCAGUUCUCCCCUCAAGCAGUACUUUCUUUCCAGAGGGGUUUAGAGCAAUGCCACGUCUGUACUCUCCUGUGUUGCACGCACCAGAUCUUUUCCAGCUUAUGUCCAAAUGUGAUGAAAACUCCAGAUAAGAAAAGUAAUGGCAGAUGUCAGAGGAUGAUGCUUGAAAAGUGAUGAGUGAUUUGAGGUCUAGCAAGGGGCCUAAGAGUAUGGGAAGAAAAGCCUGAGAGUGUGGAGACAAAAGUGGCUGAAGUACAGUAAUUUAGAGGCUGGCAAAGUAACAGUGAUGGAGAGCAGGUUCCUGUGGAUAGGAGAUCAACUUUCUGGGACAGGGGAUGACUUCAGCUGAAGAUGAUGUCUCUUUGAACACCGAAGUUCCUAACCACGCGGCACAAAUUUACUGACCAGCCAAGCUUUCAUGCAUUCUGCCGCUUGGGGGAGAAUUCUAUAAGCAGUUUUGUACAAUGAGUAGGCAAUGCUUGCUGGGUUGGGUGCAGGGUGGUGGUGCGGUGCUGCACCUCUGCAUUGUGCCCUUACAGCUGCUCAGCAGAUGUUGAGAUGUCGGUGUGCACACCAGAAGCUAUCAGCUCACACUGCUCAGGAGGAGGGUGGCUGCUUUGUCCCACGUAGACCAGUUCCACUGUGUGACCAGGGCAUGGCCAUGCUGUUUGUUUUGGACUUGGUUGCCAGGGAACCUUGAUCUGAGCUGUGGAGAAAUGGAGAUGAGGAAGAUGAUAGCAAAGCAAUCUCACCCCAUACCUGCACCGAGGGCACUGAACUCUUAGCCAGGUACUGCCAAGAAGCAGUAUGUUUGUGCGGGUUUAAUAGGAAAUUGCGUGGUUUUUUUUCAGCCUCCUCUGUUUCCAGCCUAAAGGUGGCGUUAGAUAGCAAUUUGAUUGCUGGGAAUUACAUGGACUUUACUGAAGACACAGUAGGUCAGUGAAAACUUAUCCAAAAGGAAACAAAGAAUUUGGUCAGUUAAAGUAUAUGGACCUUUCAUUUUUGUGUAGUGGGAAGCCUGUGUGCAUCAGAGGAGGGGAACGGCUCCCACCUGCCAAUUACAGUGAGGAUGCUGGUGCUGGUUGUUUCUUUGGGGUCUGAGUUUUUGCACCAUCAGUUAGGAAAACUAAACAGCCUGUGCAGCACUGUUACCUUCUGUGCUUUCUGCAGGCUGCUAGUGGGACUGUUUGAAGGUACAUACUUAUCCUGGUGAAGGUGGUUUUUCUUUACCCUUUCACUACACAGAGGCUGCAGCUUGUCACAGCCUGAAAUGCUGUGCUACCAUGGAAGCUAUUGAGGAAAGUAAAAAGAUGAAAAGGUGGUAUGAAUGUAGGUGGAUGUGCAGGUAUGGCUCCUUUGCUCUAAACAGCACUUGCUCGUACUGCUCAGUGAUGAUUGUGGUAACCACAGGGUGCUGCAUAGUGGACAAAGACUUGUGAACAGGGAAAGGAGAGGUGAGUUGGGUUUAGGUUGUGUUGGGGGGGUGUGAGCAUAUGUCUAGUGCAGACUGUUGGUUUUGUUCCUUUACUAGGCUGGUGCUGGAUACAACUUAAGCAGCUGAGGUACCAGUUGUCUGCCUUCACACACCUGCAGUGAUCCAGCUCACGAGACAGCACUAGUGGCUUGGUUGAUAUGAUGUCCCCUCGAUCUGCUCUGUAAUGUCCACAGUGCACACAAGGAAUCGUCUAGACACAAAAGCUGGCCUGAGCCUGUCCUAGCAAACCUGCAGCCUGACACUUCAGCUUGCAAGUAUGUAACCAGCGGGGCGUAGGGUUGGGGAAAAGCUGCAACACCGACACCCUCCCCAUUAGCCAUAAAUACAGUGCCAGGUCCUUCCUGGCGAGGGUGCAGGUGGGAGGGUGAUGCUACCAUCGUGUUUCCUCACCAUUGCUUUUUUUCAAACAAUCAAAACUUUUCUCUAGACAUUUUGGAGUAGCUUUUCCAAUCCCCACCACUUCCCCAGCUCCCCCCGUUUCCACUUCAUCUUUACACAGGCUGUAGAACAGAUGUCACAAUACUUGCACAUUUUAAGUACAAAUAACCCAUCAGGAUUUGGUAGAUUAUAAUCAAAUGUUUUUCUUCCUUGACUCUACAAUAUUAUCAUCUCCAUUAUCAGCCCUGGAGAUGGAUGACUGGAGUAGCCAGUUUUGUUCUGCGUUGAUUUUUCCAUUCUCUAAACCUGAUGUAAUGUCUUUAUUACUACUAUUAAUCUCCUGCUAAUAGGAAUGAGGCUGACUGGUGUUAACUGCAGUGUUAACAGAAUCUUAGCAGGAAUGCCAUCAUCUGUAUGUCCUACACAUAAUCCAGGCUGAAAGGGGGGAAAUCAUGACUGCUUGUUGGUUUCUUCUUCACCCCAACAGAACAUAGCUACUUUGCUGUGAUAGAGAUGGCUUCCACAGAUGAGAAGACAAGUGCUCAAGAAAACAGAUUUUAAAUAAAGGACUAGCUUUCCCCAGUGUGCUUCCAACUUCCCAUGGAUGCCGGAGAUGGGUAUGCAAACCCAGUGUUCGGGUUGCUGAAGAGUGCUUUGCCAAAGGUUGACUUUGCAAAAUACCCAGAGCCAGUGAAUCUAAAACCAGAUGAAGUGCCAGUUCUGCGAUGCUUACUAUGGUGCCAAACACUUUUUAUGGCUUCUUACUCCUCCCCCUUUCCCUUUUCAGUAAUAAGCUCUACUUCCAAUUUGGGAGAAAUACGGCAGUGCUUCCACUGUGUCCUGGUGUCUGCUCAGCCAGGAGUUAACAUAAAUUGAAAACAAAAGGAAAAGGCAUUGCUGCAAGUAGCUGCCCUGGGGACAGCAUGAAUCCUGAGGCAGGAUGAGAGUGACAACUUGCCAAGUGGUCAGCAGGGACGUACCUCAGGCCCAUCCAGAUGAAGGCAGGGUGCUGGGGAACGUCUGGCCCUCACCCAGGACUUGGCAGAUACAUGCCUCAACCAGUGUCCUGGGGUUUAUUUAUUAGGCUACCAGACAGGCAGGCGUGGGCACUGCUGGGAUCCAUACCCACAAGGGACAGUGGUAGGCCCCAAACUGCGCACAGACUACCCAUUCCCCUGGGGACUCUCCUCCACCUCUUUCCUCUUCAUUCUAACCAUAAAUGAAGAAAAGAAAAAGAAAAGAUCUCACCUUUUCCUCCCACCAGCCUGCUGAGUCCUGUGAUUUCUGUCACUGCUGCUCCUUAAAUGGCUUCCCUUCCCCUUUCACACAGAAUGUCUAAGCUAAUGAUGCCAGGGCAGGUAUUGGAUCCAUACUGAGAACAUGAGGGCUUGUUGCUCUUCAAAACAGUUAUAUUGCAGAGCCCUUUCCUAAUACAAUGUAUUUGUAGUCAAAAGCACAGGGUUUUGUUUUCCUUUUUGAAAGCUGUGAUGCAGUCUUCUUGUGUUUGUAUGCGUAUGUGAAUGAAUUUAAAAACAUGAACCCCAGGUUUUCAUGAAGAUUAACCCAUAGCAGUAUGUUCCUGGCUGGUAUGUAAGUAAGUGCUUUGUCUUUGCUGCACUGAGCUGAUAACAUUGCACAUUAAAGAUGAACUAAAGCAGCUGUGAGCUGGUGAUAGAGAAA
Messenger RNA from Strigops habroptila (Kakapo), 6559 nucleotides. Its product is annotated as TBC1 domain family member 7-like. Lineage: Eukaryota; Metazoa; Chordata; Aves; Psittaciformes; Psittacidae. Gene Ontology annotation, molecular function: GTPase activator activity. The coding region runs from base 428 to 1354 and encodes 308 amino acids. Gene Ontology annotation, biological process: activation of GTPase activity; negative regulation of TOR signaling. The record is from RefSeq and is a predicted model, not a curated record. The transcript has 12 exons.